Brassica oleracea var. oleracea is the source of this 797-nucleotide messenger RNA. Its product is annotated as protein C2-DOMAIN ABA-RELATED 7. The transcript is spliced from 3 exons. The record is from RefSeq and is a predicted model, not a curated record. The coding region runs from base 151 to 648 and encodes 165 amino acids. NCBI's taxonomy places the organism in Eukaryota, Viridiplantae, Streptophyta, Magnoliopsida, Brassicales, Brassicaceae.
GGUCUCUCGUUGAAUUUGGGCCGGUCAUAUUUUAAGGAAUAUAAGAAACGUACAAGAGUCGGAUACUAGAGGGACAUCGAUCGUUGUCUGUUUUCACAAGAAAAAAAACAGAGAAACUUUGUUUGGAGAGAACAGAGGAAGAGGUUGAAGAUGGAGGAGCUUGCAGGGCUUCUGAGGAUCCGAGUGAAGAAAGGGAUCAAUCUCGCUAGACGUGACUCUCUAAGCAGCGAUCCUUUUGUUGUCAUAACCAUGGGAACACAGAAACUGAAGGGUCGUACUGUGGAAAACAACUGCAACCCUGAGUGGAACGAGGAGUUGACACUUGCGCUCAAACACCCCAAUGAACCUGUGACUCUGAUAGUGUAUGAUAAAGAUACAUUUACAUCGCACGACAAGAUGGGAGAUGCAAAGAUCGACAUCAAGCCGUUCCUAGAGGUUCAUAAACUGGGUUUGCAAGAACUUCCAGAUGGGACAGUGAUCAAGAGAGUUUUGCCCACCAAAGAAAACUGCUUGUCUGAAGAGAGCAGAAUCGUCUACCAUAAUGGCAAGAUCGUUCAGGACAUGAUUCUGGUGUUGAGGAAUGUUGAAUGCGGUGAAGUCGAGAUUCAGCUGGAGUGGAUAGAAAUUCCAGGUGGUAGAGGACUCUAAGAAACACAUGAAAUGUUUUGAUGUUUCCUACUGUAUUUAUCUGUGUGUGUGUGUGUGUUUGUAAUAAAAGCCACAGGUUCUGUAAUAAAAUCACACUUUGUUUAACGUAGCAUAAGAAUUAGCUCAUGCACACUGAAUUUCAAAAACAA